UUAUCCUAGUUCACAACAUCGUCCUGGGUUGUCCUUCGCCUUCGCCCACAUAUUCUUACUUACUUGCCGAACAAAACACAUUCGGUACGUGACGCUGUUAAGACCAAAGUCCUCCCUUACCACAAAAAUAAAAUAAAAAGUAACAAGCAAGUGGCAGGAGCUGCUCCUUCAGUGAAACUCCAACUCUAUUAGCCAUCAAAAAUAUAAACUUGAAAAAGAGCCACGCCCAUUCAAUUGGAGACGAAAAAACGCCCCCCUAUAAAAGACAAUAAUAUGCGAGUUGCAAGGAGUUCGGACCAGGGAGGCGGAAGACUGAUGCGGGAAGGCUGCAGAAAUGGAAGUGGAAAUGGAAAUGGUCACAGGUGGCUUUUAGUGUGGAUGCUGGUACUGCUCCUGGUUGUGCCGCAGCAUUUGGUGGAUGGCCGUUACCUGCCGACAAGGUCGCAUGGCGAUGACUUGGACAAGUUGCGUGAACUGAUGUUGCAGAUUUUGGAGUUGAGCAAUGAGGACCCACAGACCCAGCAACAGCAGCAGCAGCAACACCCACUGCGUCUGCACAAUGAGGCCACCGGCAACAGCAACAGCAUCGGCAGCAGCAGCAGCAACAUCAACAAUCCACGCGUGUCCAACAGCAACUCGAACGCCGCCUGGCUGCAGAAGCUCAGUGCCAUGGGUGCCCUGGACGAGUUGGGCGGUGAUGCCCCCCGAUUUGGGUCCAACUAUGGACGCUAUUAGAGGGCAUACAUCCUCUGAGACCGAACAACACCUGACAACAGCAACUACAACAUCGACACAACAGCCACCAACGGAAUCUGAAUCCAAAAAGGGGUUACCGGGGUACAAGGGGGGAAACCAUGUUGUGAAUAAAAUUGUUUAGGUUUAGGGCGGGGGGUUUACGAGGGGAUAAAAGGGACAUAGUCACAGGAAUGGUCGCAGGAUUAAAAUCCUAAAUGGAAACGAAACCAAAGUGCGUGAAAAUGGACAAACAAAUGGAGCAAAGAAUUUCCCAGAAAAUCACUUUGAAGUACGUACUAGGGACGAGUUUUGUGCCAUUUUGAAACGGAGUUAAGGACUCUUGACUAAAAUCACUUUUAAACUAGAAGGACCCUUGUCAACCCUUUUGCAACAAACUCUUUUUAAAUGAAUUCUAUGAUCUGUAAAUCUUUUCAAGCCAAAGCCUUGAUUGAAUAUUUUUAAAAUGCAAACAACAUGGCAUCCCUUGGACCCCAAAGAUCCUAAAUCUAAGGUUUUAUACGCAACUGAAAAAACUGAAAACGAAAACUUAUAAAAAAGGACAAAAUGCAGUUCCUACGCUAGAACAAUAAUUUUAAAAAUUUUUUGGGUAAACCCGAAUCGAAAUAAUGUACCUAUAUGUAUGUACCUAUGUGUUGUAGAGCAACCCCGUCCCUCUCUGUAAUCUCUUAAAAAAAAAAAACAAGAAAACCCUCGAAAAAUACUCCCUUUUAAUGGUCUAGGCUAAGUGCGGAUUUUCAACUUCUUUUUCAAGCGGCCAAGAAACAAGAGAUAAAAAUUAAAACAACCAUAAAAACAAGCAAAGUCAAUUGUAAAUAUUUUUUAAACCCCGAAAACCUUCCCAUACAUAGUCCCCCAGCCCGCCCCUAGUCAAUGGUAUAUUAACUGGAGUUUUAAUGGGCCCCCAAGGUCGCAUACGGACGAGUCAUAUGAAGCUAUAUGCUUAUAAUAUAUAUUUAAAUGGAUGGUGUAUUUAUAAAUUAUACUACUCCCAACUAACCUCCACUAACCGAGAUGGCCUCCGCUGGAAGAUGGGCCCAAGUUUAAUGCGAUUUCGGUUGCGACUUUAUAGCCAAAAACGUGCAGAGGGAGAAAUAUAUAAAUAUAAAUAUAUAUAUUUAUACACUAUUAUAUUCAUAUUUACCACAAUAUACAAAUAAUAUAUAUACUAUACAUAUAUAUGUGUAUGUGAAUGUAAAUUUAAUUGUUGUUAACUUACGUUAUUGUUAUUACUUUUGAUUCGCCGAAGCAGAAGCAACAAUAAAAGAAAUCAUUUUCAAUGCAAGACCCA
Drosophila bipectinata is the source of this 2044-nucleotide messenger RNA. RefSeq names its product Proctolin (gene Proc). The record is from RefSeq and is a predicted model, not a curated record. NCBI's taxonomy places the organism in Eukaryota, Metazoa, Arthropoda, Insecta, Diptera, Drosophilidae.